Molecule: messenger RNA, 4247 nt
Organism: Sciurus carolinensis (gray squirrel)
Lineage: Eukaryota; Metazoa; Chordata; Mammalia; Rodentia; Sciuridae
Gene: Wnt4
Product: Wnt family member 4
Exons: 5
Coding region: 666-1721 (351 amino acids)
Biological process (GO): canonical Wnt signaling pathway; cell fate commitment; neuron differentiation
Cellular component (GO): extracellular region
Molecular function (GO): frizzled binding; cytokine activity
Source: RefSeq, a predicted model, not a curated record
GGCCUCGGCUCUCGGUCGGUCCGCCACGCUCGGGCCGGGAUCUAGGCUCCUUCAGCGCCGGCUGGGGGCGGGGGGCGCGGCGCGGGCGGCGCUGCAGUGCCCGCAGCGGCGGGCUGGGGGAGCUGUGCCCGCCCGUCCCUAAGGCCCGGGUGGGGACCAGGCAGCUGGGUCGCCGCGCCUCUAGCGCGACCGGACGAGGCGGCGCGCAGCCAGGCGUGCCCCAGCGAGCUUGGGCCCCAAGUCUUCCUGGGCGCCCAGCCGGGGAGGCCCCGGGAGGAGCCCAGUCCCGCGGGCGAGGGUGGCCGCGGCCGCCGCCGCCGCGUCCCGCCCCCGGGGGGUGUCCCGGGCCGCUGGGCCCGCCCAGGUAACCCCAUCCUCGGCCCGCCCCCGGCCCGCCCCCCCGGCCGCCCGCCCGCCUCCGCCGCCGCCGCCGCCGCCGCGGCAUCCCGGCUCUGGGGCGGCGCUGACAGUCUGGUCCGCGCCGGGCAGCGGGCGCAGCAGCGGGCAGGGCGGCCGGCAGGCACGGAGGCAGAGCCCGCCGCGCGCGCCCCGGCCCGCGCCCGGCGCCGCGCCCCAGCCCACCCGCGGAGCGCCCACCUGCCGCCCGGACGGGGGGCCUCCCGCGGCCGCAGCGCUGCCCGGGGCCGAGCGCCCGCGGCGGCACCAUGAGUCCCCGCUCGUGCCUGCGUUCGCUGCGCCUCCUGGUCUUCGCCGUCUUCUCGGCCGCCGCGAGCAACUGGCUGUACCUGGCCAAGCUGUCUUCCGUGGGGAGCAUCUCCGAGGAGGAGACAUGCGAGAAACUCAAGGGCCUGAUCCAGAGGCAGGUGCAGAUGUGCAAGCGGAACCUGGAGGUGAUGGACUCGGUGCGCCGGGGCGCUCAGCUGGCCAUCGAGGAGUGCCAGUACCAGUUCCGGAACCGGCGCUGGAACUGCUCCACACUCGACUCUCUGCCCGUCUUCGGCAAGGUGGUGACACAAGGGACUCGAGAGGCGGCCUUCGUGUACGCCAUCUCUUCAGCAGGUGUGGCCUUCGCAGUGACACGGGCCUGCAGCAGUGGGGAGCUGGAAAAGUGCGGCUGUGACCGGACGGUGCACGGGGUCAGCCCUCAGGGCUUCCAGUGGUCGGGAUGCUCGGACAACAUCGCCUAUGGCGUGGCCUUCUCCCAGUCAUUUGUGGACGUGCGCGAGCGAAGCAAGGGGGCCUCGUCCAGCCGGGCCCUCAUGAACCUCCACAACAACGAGGCCGGCAGGAAGGCCAUCCUGACACACAUGCGGGUGGAGUGCAAGUGCCACGGGGUGUCGGGCUCCUGCGAAGUGAAGACGUGCUGGCGAGCUGUGCCACCCUUCCGCCAGGUGGGCCAUGCGCUGAAGGAGAAGUUCGAUGGGGCCACCGAGGUGGAGCCCCGCCGUGUGGGCUCCUCCCGGGCACUGGUGCCUCGCAACGCCCAGUUCAAACCGCACACAGAUGAGGACCUGGUGUACCUGGAGCCCAGCCCAGACUUCUGCGAGCAGGACAUGCGCAGUGGCGUGCUGGGCACGAGGGGCCGGACGUGCAACAAGACGUCCAAGGCCAUCGACGGCUGCGAGUUGCUGUGCUGCGGCCGCGGCUUCCACACGGCACAGGUGGAGCUGGCCGAGCGCUGCAGCUGCAAGUUCCACUGGUGCUGCUUCGUCAGGUGCCGGCAGUGCCAGCGGCUGGUCGAGCUGCACACGUGCCGGUGACGGCACCCAGCCUGUGCUCAGCGACCGAGUGGCCCAGGAAGGCCAGUGAUUUAAAGUCUCCCACCACCCACCCCAAGAGAUACUGGUUGUACUUUUUGUUCUGGUUUGGUUUUUGGGUCCUCAUAUUAUUUAUUGCUGAAACCAGGCAGGCGACCCUACGAGCACCGACCGCAGCCUCCCGCAAAGCCCGAGGCUUUGUGGUUGCCACUGACCAAAGGGACCUAGCUCGUGGCUCUGGCUGUCCACAUAAGGCCGCUGCUGACCACUCAGUUGUUACCUGUGUCCACAUUUUUCUACUUGCAGACUUAAGAUGGGUAACAAGGAGUGUUACAGCCACAUGGCUACUAACCCCACCAUCUAAGGAAACAGGUGGCCCGGCCCCAUGGCAGGGACAACAGGUGCCAUCUUGAUGGAAGUCACAUCACCUGGAAAAAGAGCUGGCAACUCUUCACCCGACACAUACACAAGGCCUCUGGCAACUGGGCCCUGGUAGCCUUGACUCUGAAACUCCCUGGAAAGAGAAUGGGCAGUACCAGGUCAAGGGCAAAGGGUUCAUUUCAGCUCUUACAUGGGGAACUGGCUGGCCCGCCUCUAUGGGACCUUCCAAGUGGGACGUGCAGAUGAGGUGAGGGCAAGAGAAGGCUCCGGCCCCACCCGGAGCCCAGCCUGCCCAGCAUAACCCUUUGCAGGGGUAAUCUUGCUCCCAGGCCCUCCAGGACAGGCUGGGCUGCCGUCCUGGGUCAGUCAGUCAGGCCCCGUGUGAGUCACCUCUCAGGGUGCUGUCCUCUUGUGAAAAUGACCAUGGAAAUCUCACACACAGAGACAGGACAGGGUUGUGCAGAGAGUCCUCCCCAUUAUCUCACUCACUUAGCUAAAUUUAUUGAGUAAUAACUGUCCUAAGCCCCAUACUGGGGCAUCUCCCUUGAUGAUUACACCAGUCCUGGGGGCAGAGAGAGGCACAUGCCCACUUCACAGCCGAGGGUCCACAGCAAGCUGAGCAGAGGCAGAGCCACAAGAGUUCUCCAGCCAGGCUCCUCCAGGGCCCUUGCACCCAAAGGCACAGACACAGAAGGUCUCCUUGGGCCUGAGCCUUGAGAGGGGUUCUGGUUACAAAAAAAGGGACAGAAGCAACAGGAACCAGAGACCACAGCCUGGGCUGGAGCCCACAUGGCUGCAGAGAGAAGGCAGGCUGUGAGCAGAGAGGUGAGUGAGCAGAUGGAAGGCUCACCAGUGAGGUCUCAGCAGUGCAGACCCCAAACCCCACCCCCCCCCCCGACCUCCAGGUCUCUAAGGCCCAGGUGCAUGGGUACUCAAGAUUCCCAAGAGAGUACCAGCAGUCUAGACUUCUGUCAACGGGACACGCACAGACCCAACCACUUCUCAGUUGGGCUCCCAACCACCAGAAGACCUCACCAUCGACCCAAACACUGUUUGAGGUCUUGAGUUCUAGGAUCCCCAUUUGGGGCUCCAAGACCCCAAGCUCAAGCUCUUGAUUUUGGGGUUCAGUGUCUGAAAGCAAAGUUCAAGAUUCAGAAUCUGGACUCAAGCCUACAGAAACUCUCUUCUUGGUUUGUGCCUCCUGAUGUUGGCUCCCCCUACAAAGAGGGACAACACCCUUGGCUUCCAACCAAGCUCUCUGCUCAAUGCCCAUCCAAGUAGGAGGCCAAAACCAAGUGAGAUGCUGGAGUCACAUUCAAAUACAGAGACAGUCUUGGGGCAGCCUGGCUCUGAUGUGGAUGAAAGCCAAGCCAACUAAGGGUCCCCAUAGCUGCCCAGCUGGGCCCACUGCCACACUAGCAGACUUGGUUCAGCUGCCCACUCAGCACCAGGGAAAAUACUAUGCCUCACUGUCAGAGCCAGAUGCAGGCAAAAGGAAGCAGCGGGGACCACCCUGCUCCAGGGAGCUGAGCUGCUCUCCUCCACCCAGGGAACAGAGGAGGUCCAGGUUGCUUGCUGACUGGAAAGGCAAUGCCCCAAGAAGCAGCGAGAAGGUGUGUACCCAAUCGCAGGCGUCAUUCACCUUUCCACCUGCCAGGGAGCGCCUGGAAGCUGAUCCUCCUGGGGUUACGAAGGCUGCGCCUGGGGUCCGUCGGAUCACAUUCUAGGAACCUCUGAAAGCCCUACUGACACUGCCACCUUCACUGCCGCCGAGGCCAAAGAAAUUCACAACCACAGAAAAAGCUUCCUUGGACACGCCCAGCUCCAAACUGUCCCAAAUAAAAGAGGACUGACACAGGCCUGACAGCCACACGGGGGCUUGGAAAGUGGUGAAAAGGCUCACAUCCCACCCACACGGGGGCUUGGAAAGUGGUGAAAAGGCUCACAUCCCGCCCGAACCACUCUCCACCAUCCUUAUACCAGGCAAAAGCAAUGUCCUCUGAGGCCUAGGGCUGGACAAAGCCCAGCUCUGGAUGCUGCUUCCCCACUCUGCUGCCCACCCCUUCCUUCAAUUUUUAUACGAAGCUCCUUACCACCGUGACAUCCCCAUGACAUAGUCUAAUGCACGAUAAAAUGAUUAUUUCUUUA